Messenger RNA from Mizuhopecten yessoensis (Yesso scallop), 5958 nucleotides. Its product is annotated as junctophilin-1-like. The record is from RefSeq and is a predicted model, not a curated record. Gene Ontology annotation, cellular component: junctional membrane complex; endoplasmic reticulum membrane; plasma membrane. The coding region runs from base 1317 to 3695 and encodes 792 amino acids. NCBI's taxonomy places the organism in Eukaryota, Metazoa, Mollusca, Bivalvia, Pectinida, Pectinidae. The transcript is spliced from 5 exons.
CACAAGCGUAAUCAGGGACGUACUCACGGGUGGUGGUAAUAAACACAUUGACAAAACCUACUCCAGUAGAAAUUCUGAGAUUUAGGUGAUAUAAAGUGACAGGAGACAUGGCAGGCGUGAGGUGUGUGUUACUGCUGCUGUACACCACAAGGUAGUGGGUUUCGUUCCGUAAGUAUUAUCCCACAGUGCGUGCAAUGCUAUCAUGUAUCGCACUCGUAUAAAACGGACAUGUGGAACCGUUAAGAACGGCUCGUGGUAGUAGGUACUUGCUACUAUUGAACGUAUACUGAUAAAUGAAGCAGUGUUAGUGUAGGUUUUCCGUACCACAGUGGCACUCUGUGCUUCUGUCCAAUAACAUCAAACCGCCUUAUAUGGUUAAUCGGCGGUCCUAUACUACACACAUACACGAUACACAUCGCAUUUUCGCAUAAUUUAUUCGCCCUGUCGAAGAAAAUUUUCGCUUCGCCCCUUCGUGCUUCCCCCGUGGAGAAUGAUUGUACUGAUAGACUCUUUCGAAAGCAAAUUAUGAGGGCUUUUAACCUUCCGAUGGACAGAACAUGACCGGAUUAAUGGAAUACUGACCAAAGUGCUUCUAAACGGUAUUACACAAAACGCCAUUAUCUUCGACCCAUCCUCUCCACUAUCCAGUAGCAGCAACGCUAAUUUCCACACAACAGCUGAUAACGGAACCUGAAGGAUCAUGGCUUACAACAGUGCAUUUAUAUAUAAAACACCGUCUCGCUGAUUAUCAACGCUCCUGUGAUGUGCCGUAUAUUUUACACAAGGAAUUAGUUUCCAAAUUACGUCAGGAUUUUACCAGUGCAAUAGGUACGAGGAAACUUAACUCUUGUUGAUAUUUACGAGUCAAGUAAGAUUCUUUAUAAAUCUGUCAACCUUUGUUUUUAAAGUACAUUGUUUACAAAUAUAACGUAAGUUUUUCUAUGAUUAAUUUUAAUUGAAAUAAUUUAAUUGAUUGAUGUAAAUUAUUUUUUGAUAAUUAUUUCUGUAUUUCGUUUCUGCAUUUUGUUAUUUACAUACACUUGUUUUCGGCCACCGUAAUCUGGAAGCUGAGUGUGUAGUGAUAUUCAGCAGUUGACAAUCUCUAUUCGCGUUGGAUUUGCGAGACUAAGACGAGGAUUGUGUUAACUGUUACUGUUAAUACCAGUCUGGUACUCCCACAUCGUGGAUGUAUUGGUAGUUAUAACCACACCGUGGUCACAUUGUGCCGUUCAUGAGGAGAGGGAACCACUGUUCUUUGAAUAAGUAAAUGGACAUUUGACCGUUACACGUGGAAUGCACUGGUCACUAGUGCCUAAAUGACACAAGGAGGAGGUCGUUUCGAUUUUGAUGACGGGGGGACGUACUGUGGGGGUUGGGAAGAUGGCAAAGCCAACGGACACGGGGUGUGUACCGGGCCUAAGGGCCAGGGAGAGUACUCUGGGGCGUGGCAAUAUGGCUUCGAGGUGUCGGGCGUUUACACCUGGCCUAGUGGAAACUCGUUCAAGGGCCAAUGGUUCCAGGGAAAGAGACACGGGCUGGGAGUAGAAACGAAGGGCCGAUGGGUCUACCGGGGGGAGUGGACCCAGGGAUUCAAGGGCCGUUACGGUGUCCGACAGAGCGUCUCCUCCGGGGCCAGGUACGAGGGCACGUGGACCACCGGGUUACAGGACGGCUACGGGUGCGAAUCCUACGCUGAUGGAGGGACGUAUCAUGGACAAUGGUUGAGAGGCAUGCGCCACGGCUAUGGGGUGCGCGCAAGCGUGCCCUAUGGCCUAGCGUCGCAUUACCGACCUAAGACGUUACGGGCGUCACUGACGUCACUGCGCAGUGAAAACGAGGAUGAAAUUGUGGUGAAAAAUCGUGAUAAAAAACUAGAUGAGAGCCGCGGAGGUUUCGUGCUUAAAGCCAAGAGUGACGAAACACCCCCCACCAGACGGCGCUCUAUAUUCGAUAAGCAGGGUAGGUCUAGUUUACGGAAAACUCUAAUGUCUGGUUUGAAGCUCAAAAAGCAAAAAAGCACAGGUGACAUCAACAGUUCGCCAAGCCGUCAGACUGGGUCGGUACGCAGCACAAUCAGCAACAUCAGUCACGUGAGUGCCGACUCGACGCAGUCCGGGAUGACGAACGCUUCUAUGUACACAGAUAGUAAUUUAAGUUUUGUAAGCCAGGAUGACAUCACAGAUAUCAACGUCACGGAAACGUAUAUGGGAGAGUGGAAGAACGACAAGCGUUCUGGCUUCGGUGUUAGUGAACGUUCCGACGGACUCAAAUACGAAGGCGAGUGGUAUAACAAUAAGAAAUAUGGAUACGGAGUAACAACAUUCAAGGAUGGUGCAAGAGAGGAGGGGAAAUAUAAAAACAACGUUUUAAUAUCGUCAGGAAAGAAAAAUAAAUUAUUCUUGAUCAGGACUUCUAAACUGCGUGAACGAGUGGACAAUGCGGUUUUAUCGGCACAGCGGUGGGCCCAAAUCUCUCUACAAAAGGCGGAUUUAGCAAUCUCUAGAAUGGCCAAUGCAAGAGCGAAAGCAGAGCAGGCAGACCAAUCGGCCCUGAAAUCAGAACAAGACUCGGAUUUUGCCAGGUUAAAAGCGAAAGAGUAUGCUCCAGAAUUUCAUCAACCAGGCUCAGAUAUGAUGAAGAAGAAACGAGAGAAUGGCGAGGUGGACGAAGAUGAAUACGACUUUAGUUACGUGAAAGGCCUUCAAAACCACAAUCCACACCGCUCCAAGUCAAUGCUCACAAAGACGAACCCCCACGACGGUGGGGGGUUGCUACCCGGAGGCCUCGUUCCGAUGAUCAACAGUUCCCCGGAUGGAAGUCCACUUAGGAAUAAUAGUGGUUAUGACUAUAUGCCUAUGUCGAACGCCAAACAGGACGCUAAAAAGAUGACCAGCAUACCAAAUCAUUCGCCGCAUAACAGGAGUCCAUCUUUGAAAAUAAGAAGGUAUAGCUUUUUGGCAGGUUCGAGAAGGGGUAGAGGAUUUAGUGAAAUAUUUAAUUCGACAAUUUUAAACGACCACUUUGAUCAGUAUUCUGCCCAAAGGGACGAUAGCGGUUUAGGAAAGGAACUUUUAAGUGGUGAGGAGCGCUACAGGGCCAACCAUAUAACGGACCCGUCUCCAGAUUCAGGUGUGUCGGAAAGUCUGGACGAUGAGUCGAAGAACAGACCGCUUCAGCGAAGAAGAACUAUGCCUUGCAUUGUCAAAACAGAGGGCAAUGCGACAACACAAGCAAUGUCGGAAAGAGAAACGGCACAUAGUAGCGAAAACAUUGCAGGUAAAAACCCCGAUACUUAUGUUAUAGAAAAUGGAAUACGAAAGCGUGUAACAGGGGUUGAUAGGCCUCCAGCACAACCACAAAGAAUGUCAAGGGGCGACCUUCCAAAAGAAUAUACAAUCGAAAGCCAAAAUACGUUGGGUAAGGGAAAGAGCAAAAGAGGAAGUCUUCCAGACAUCACGGCUAUCAAGCAAGUGGAUAGGAUCAAACCGAUCUCGCGCGAGGAAGCCUACCAGCUGGGCAGUGCUAGGCGGGAAGAGCUCAGGCGGCUACAGGAUUUGGCUGACCGGCGUCGGCAAGGGGACGUAACCGUCAUCCUUGGGGAUCUGAAGGACUUUGUACAGCAGCGUCAACUGUUGGUCUUAGUAAUUGCAGUGAACCUGAGUUUAGCCACAAUGUUUUUCAACCUGUUGUCCUGAUGAGUGCUGUAACGUUGUCGUCAUGGAAACAAAUAUAUGCACCUUCCAGUGACCUGUGUCACCGUGGCACACGUUGGCAACGGCGGGUUGAUGCAACGGAAACAGCAGUCGAACCAGUUCUGGGUCAAAGGUCAAGAAGAGAAAUUUGGAUUUCUUACCACAGGAAAUACCAAGACCAUACCCGUUGGACGUGAAAUUUGUUUGAUAACCUGCUUUAGCCAUGGCGUUUUCGCAAGCAGUUGAUGGAACUCAGCGAGACUCCAACUACCUACUGAACCAAACUUUCCUAUUCCGUCUCGUACGUCCGCAUCCAUUUUUCCAUUAGGAUGUACGAGACCGGGUCACGUGUUACCCAGUGAUGUCACGUGCUACCCAGUGAUCAUCUUCCCUGGCACCGUACUUGUCCCAAGGACAGAUCUCUAUCAAGUUGUAGUGAGGACGAAUUAAGUUAAAGACAUUUUGUAUAAAUGUAUUUUGGAAGUAUUCAUUUUUCCAAGAACAACAUUUUUGUGGAGUAUAUAAGUUCUGGGAACAACGCGGAAAGGAAGAUGAAUACCAACGUUUUUUUGCAAUCUUUGUUCGAGCUGGAAUUCGUUAACGUUAUUCAGAGUUUAUAUGCAUUGUGGAUGUUGGAGAUUCUUGAAUGCAUGUGUGUGUGAAUUGUCACAACUCAUCAUCCCGUGUUACCCGGAAAUGUCUGUUCGCUCCUUGACCUGUUGGGGUUAAUUCCAAGUUCCACUAGGUUUUGUACGACGAGGAGCAAUCCAGAAGCAGUGUUUUGUUUUUGAUCGGGAUUACAAGUGAGCAGAUUUAAUGAACCUGUGUACAGAUUCCUCCAGUCCUUUUAACAAAUAUCUUAUAUUCCUUCUCUCCAUUAUUUUGAAUGUCUAGGAUUUUUUUGUGACAUUUUUGUUAAAGAGUGGAUACAAGAAGUUUCUACUAUACGCACAUGUUCGAUCCUUCAGCUGCCAUACUAUUGGCCCAAUGACACAAUCUGACACGCACCUAGUACCUCAAUUAAGGUCAUGUCCAUAACACAGUACAUGACACGUUUCCUGUAAUGCCAUCACAAUAUAUAUAUUGUCUACGUCAUCAAACGGCAUGCUAACGGAAAGAAGCUUAUAAUUCAAUGGAUAGAUCUGUGUACGUUUGUAUGGAUCAACUUAUUUGUAACGGUGUAAGGUAGUUGAAUUGUGAAUAAAUUAUGGUAUUUGUCUAGGCCUAUAGCGAUCAAGAAACAAUAUUUUCACAAAAGUUAAGGAGAUAGAUAUCUUUAAAGAUCAAGAGAUUGGUCAUUUUAGCUUUGCGAUGACCAUGGAGGCAGCAACAGAAAUCAGUAUUUAUUAAUAUUUAAUCAGUUAUUGACGAAGCACGUUAAAUAGAUACAUGCAAUAGUGCAACAUUGAGCUCAUGUUGACAGUCUGUGUACUGGCGACUUGCUGAGGAAUAGGAAGGCGUUUUACCGUUGACUGGUAGCUUUUGUAAGUAGAAACAGUUAAAACAUAAAGACAAUGUUUGGAGAAACUAGUCAUGACCAUGGUCGUAGACCGGAAACAAAGUGCAAACGUCUAUUUAAAAAGAAUGCAUUGUUAUGACCCGGACAUGUUUAAUUGACUGAUUUUAUUCUUUGUUGAGAUAUUACGUAAAUACAUUAUAAUGUUGAAACUACUAUUUCGUAGAGACAAUAAUACGUAUAUUUUCACCAAGUGUCAACCCGAAAUAUCCUUCUGUGUUGUCAAUGUGCGAGGGUCUGUACCUUUGUACCCAAAUACUUAUCGUUAAAGAGAAGGUGUUAAACCGUCAUGUCUUUCAGUAGUCUGUACGGCGUGUACCCCACAGUCGCCAGACUGUAAGGAAUGUUCUCAUAUAAAGUCACAUGCACUCAGUUGCCGAUACGUCAUGUUUUUAUUUAUCACAAUUCUAGGUGUUUUUAAUUUUCAUUUGUAUUUUAUCUUUUUUCUUGUUUAUUUAAUAUGGAAAUGAUUUAUAAUAAAUCAGGAUUUUGCUUCCAUACAUUUUGAAAAAGUUCGUCGAACGACUUUGUUAUUCCAGGUCAGUGCAUUUCCUAGAUUUAAAUUGAGUUAAAGUGGUUGAAUGCGACGUAAGAUUGAUGUUGGUGUGUCGGUAACACGCUACCUUUGUCUGAUGACCAUGUACAUCCUGAACUAACCGUUUGAUAGAUCCUUUAGUAAUUUAGUACAAAUAUAUGGUACAUCUAUUACACAAUCUAAUAUUCAGAUUAAAAUAUUGUUAUUUACCUGCA